Molecule: messenger RNA, 765 nt
Organism: Prunus dulcis (almond)
Lineage: Eukaryota; Viridiplantae; Streptophyta; Magnoliopsida; Rosales; Rosaceae
Product: auxin-responsive protein SAUR50-like
Exons: 1
Coding region: 34-468 (144 amino acids)
Biological process (GO): response to auxin
Source: RefSeq, a predicted model, not a curated record
UACAAAAAAGAAAAUAGAAUAAGCGCACUAUUAAUGGCUAAGUCUAGAACUACAAGUACUACUUACAAGAAGAAGAGCAUUGUCAAGCUCAAAAUUGUAGUUGAAAAGCUACAAAGAAGUUUUUCAUUGGGUAGAUCAAAAUCAUCAUCAAAUUCCAACUUUGAUGACUCAAAAAAUGUGCCAGAAGAUGUGAAGGAGGGCCACUUUGCAGUGAUAGCUGUGGAUGGAGAUGAACCAAAAAGGUUUGUUGUGGCAUUGAGUUACUUGACACACCCAACUUUUCUGAAGCUGUUGGAGCAAGCGGCUGAGGAGUAUGGUUUUGACCAUGAUGGUGCCCUUAUGAUUCCUUGCCAGCCAAUCGAGCUCGAGAAGAUUUUAGAUGAGGAUCAGAAAUGGCAGGAGGAACAAGGAGGCUCCUCUAGUGAUGGUAACUGGAGUUCUUGUAAAGCUAUGGUGCAGAGCUGCUGAUCAUCAUCAAGUUUGAUUUUUCGUAACUUUUCAGCAAUAUGGUGCUCUAUUGUAUGCAUUUACUCAUGCAUGUUCUCAUUGUUUUGGCUCACCAUAGAAGUGUUGGGAUGAAGUUUGGAGUCAAAAUCGGGAAGAAGAUGUGUUUGACAUCCUCGUGUUAACUUAGUAUUCGGAGUGGGGAAACCCUAAGAGUGACAUUAAGAGAGGGUUACUGAGGGUGAGAUAGAUUGAGAAGUAAUUUACUAAAGAUGAGAUAUGGAACGUUGUUAUUAUUGGCAAGAUCACUCCCAUUAUGAA